This is a messenger RNA of Epithele typhae, 1626 nucleotides long. RefSeq names its product aspartic peptidase domain-containing protein. The coding region runs from base 1 to 1626 and encodes 541 amino acids. Lineage: Eukaryota; Fungi; Basidiomycota; Agaricomycetes; Polyporales; Epitheliaceae. Gene Ontology annotation, biological process: proteolysis. Gene Ontology annotation, molecular function: aspartic-type endopeptidase activity. The record is from RefSeq and is a predicted model, not a curated record. The transcript has 4 exons.
AUGUUGCCUACUUCUUUUCUGCAGCUUGCCCAGUUUCUUCUCCCUCUUUCAAUCUCGGCGAGCGCCGCUCUUGCUAGCGACUCCUCCCACUCCUCCCACUUCCAGGUGUCCACGUAUGGCUCGGGUCUGACAUACUCGGCUGCAAGCGAGUCCGAAGAUGGCGCCACCGUUGUUUCAACUGGAGACAACAACUUUUACACCGUCAACAUCACUCUGGGCGGAGUUGACUUUGUCGUGUUACUCGACACCGGGUCGUCUGAUCUAUGGGUGAACACCACUGGACGCGAUCUCCAACUCACGAACACGACCGAUGUCAAGAUUAACGUUGGCUAUGGAAUUGGCUCUGUCUCGGGUUACGCCGCAUUCGCCGACAUGACGCUCGGAGACUUCAAGAUUCCCAGCCAAAUCUUUAUCAACCCUACGGAAAUCACCGACUUCAACACGUCGGACAAACACGACGGCAUCAUGGGUAUGGCGUUUGAUUCCUCCUCGAUCUACAACACUGUGUCACGUGUAUGGGGAGUUGAGGCUGCAAACGAGCUCGCUACGUCGCCCAUCACCUCCCUUUUCGCCGACAACCCCACAGCGCCGAACAAUUUCGACGUCAAGCUCGCGCGCACCAGCACCCUCGAGGACAAAGCCGACGGCAUAUUCAUCAUCUCUGAACACGACGAAAACUUCCAACACGUCACCCUCGCACCGAAGCUGCCGGCCGUGAACACUGAUCAUUGGAAUAUCGCCAUGGACGCGAUGCUCGUCAACGGCAUCGCCUUCGCGUUUAACCAGUCGCGCAUCGAGGGUGUUCCAGACGGGAAGGUCGCCGCCUCCCUUGACACCGGCUACUCGCAUCCGCCUCUCCCAGGGCCCGCCGUGGACGCCAUCUACUCCACGAUCCCAGGGGCCGUGUUCCUCGGUGAACGGGGCGGAAACUCCUGGAUGGUCCCUUGUGAUGCGGCCACCAAUCUCACCUUCGUCUUCGGCGACCAAGAGUUCCCUGUCCACCCGCUCGACCUUACCUACCCCUAUCUGAUCAACAUGAACGGCAAGAACAUGACGGCUUGUCUCAACGCCUACAAAUACACCUUCCUCGACCCGGAGAACUUCAUAGGUUUCGACUUCGUCCUCGGCGACUCCUUCCUCCGCAACGUCUACGCCUCCUUCGACUACUCCGACUUCUACCCCGGCAACAACACCGUCUCCGCGCCCUUCAUCCAGCUCCUCUCCACCACCAACGCUUCCUCCAUGUGGGACGAGUUCCGAACGGAGCGCGCCGCCGCGCUCGCGAAGCUCCCGCCAGCCGUCGACCCCGCGGAAGCCGUCAAAUACAUCAAUGAAAACUUAUCGCAGUCGAACGGCACCAGCACCACCACCGUCGCCGGCGCCGCCGCGGCCACCAGCGGCUCUUCGAGUCCGAGCGACGGCAGCUGGGGCCAGAAGUACGGCAUGAUCGCGCUCGCGCUCCUCGGCGCGAACCUCCUCAUCGGCCUCGUCCUCCUCGGGGUCACGGUCACGAUGUGCGUCCGCUCCGCGAAGGGCCGCCGGGAGGCGCGGUACCAGCCCGUGCGCUUCAAGGAGGCCGCCGGCGAGCCCGACUACGAGCGCGGCAGCCUCAAGUACAGCGACUGA